Molecule: messenger RNA, 1011 nt
Organism: Chilo suppressalis (striped riceborer)
Lineage: Eukaryota; Metazoa; Arthropoda; Insecta; Lepidoptera; Crambidae
Source: the annotation of a GenBank genome assembly
UUGUUGUCUGGGCUAUGUUUGCGGUUGUAGUAUUUUUCUUCGAAGAAAAUAAAAUAUCUCUUAAUAAUUACUUUUAAAACCUUACUGGUCUAAAAAUGGCUGAAAUAUAUAAGUUAAUUCAUCCUUUGAAAUAUUUUACUGACUAUAUUUCCCGAGAAGUUCGCCCAGACGGUAGAAAAUUUGAUGAGCAACGUAAUAUUAAAUUGAAUGUUAACUCACUUAAAACAGCGGAAGCAUCUGCUGUAGUGAAAUGUGGUAACACAACUGUUGUAUGUGGGAUACAAUUGGAAUUGGCCACACCAAAGGCGGAAGAACCAGAUCUUGGAUAUUUAGUCACAAAUUUAGAACUGCCUGCUCUAUGCUCUCCAAAGUACAGACCAGGCCCACCUUCUGACCAUGCACAAGUUACAAAUUACUUAGUAUCUGAUAUUAUAACAAACUCGAAAUGCAUAAAUUUAAAAGAUCUUUGUAUUGUUCCCGAUAAAUUGGCUUGGGUUUUAUACUGUGACAUUGUAUGUCUAGAUAAUGAUGGAAGUUUGGUUGAUGCUUGUAUUAUAGCAUUAAUGGCAAGUCUUAAGACAUUAUGCCUACCUUCAGUUACAUAUGACAAUGACACAGAAGAUAUCAAAGUAAACGCUGAUAUAAGGACACCCUUAAAAGUUCAUGGAUUGCCAGUUGCUACAAGUUUUGCUGUUUAUAAACUUCCAGAUAGGAACAUUCUUCUAACUGAUCCAUCAGCCUAUGAAGAAGAAAUGUGUGGUGGAAUUGGAGCAAAUUUCAUAGUUUGUUCAAACGAAGGUCUGCUGUGUGGCACUCAGAAAUUUGGUGGUAGUAAUCUUUUAUCUGACAGUCAAGAGGAAUCUCUGAAGAUAUCCAGAGAUAGAACCAAUGUAGUGAAGAAAGUUAUUGAGACUAGCAUAAAAAAUGAUAAUGAAUUUGUUUCUUAGGUUUUCACGCACAUCACUCAUUAAAUAAAACUAGUUUUUACGGGUUAAUGCACGAAACUUUAUU